This is a messenger RNA of Myotis daubentonii (Daubenton's bat), 8896 nucleotides long. RefSeq names its product Rap guanine nucleotide exchange factor 6 (gene RAPGEF6). Gene Ontology annotation, biological process: small GTPase-mediated signal transduction. The record is from RefSeq and is a predicted model, not a curated record. Gene Ontology annotation, molecular function: guanyl-nucleotide exchange factor activity; protein binding. NCBI's taxonomy places the organism in Eukaryota, Metazoa, Chordata, Mammalia, Chiroptera, Vespertilionidae.
CCCUCCCUCCUCCUCUGAGCUAGCUUCUUCGGCCAGUCGCGCGUGGGCUGAGACCCUAGGCGGGUGUUGCGAAGGCUUGUUUGCUUGAGCCGGGUGCCCGCCGCGGUCCGGAGUUCCUUCCUCGCAGGUGAGGGGGUUCAGACCCCCUGCCUAAGGUGAAUGGGCUGUCGCGUGCGCUCCUAAGGGCUGGCUGGGGAGCUCGGGGACCGGGGCCGCGACCAUGAACUCACCCGUGGACCCCGGCGCUAGACAAGCUCUGAAGAAGAAGCCGCCGGAGCGGACCCCGGAGGAUUUAAACACUAUUUACUCUUAUCUUCAUGGAAUGGAAAUAUUAUCAAACCUCAGAGAACAUCAGCUUAGAUUAAUGUCUGCAAGAGCACGCUAUGAGAGAUACAGUGGCAAUCAAAUUCUUUUUUGUUCAGAAACUAUUGCCAGAUGUUGGUACAUCCUGCUUUCUGGAUCUGUGCUUAUGAAAGACUCCAUGGUCUUGCCUCCUUGCAGUUUUGGUAAGCAGUUUGGAGGAAAAAGAGGAUGUGAUUGUCUUGUAUUAGAGCCUUCAGAAAUGAUUGUGGUAGAGAAUUCCAAAGAUAAUGAAGAUAAUAUUCUCCAAAGAGAAAUUCCCGCCAGGCAGUCUCGACGAAGGUUUCGGAAAGUUAACUAUAAAGGAGAGCGCCAAACCAUUACUGAUGAUGUGGACAUCAACAGUUACCUUUCUCUUCCAGCCGAUCUUACGAAGAUGCAUAUCACAGACAACCCUCAUCCACAGGUGACUCACGUGUCUUCCAGUCAGUCUGGUUGUAGCAUCGCUAGUGACUCUGGAAGCAGCAGUUUAUCUGAUAUCUAUCAGGCUACAGAAAGUGAGGUAGGAGAUGUAGAUUUAACACGUCUUCCAGAAGGACCUGUUGAUUCUGAAGAUGAAGAGGAGGAAGAUGAAGAGAUUGAUCGAACAGACCCACUGCAGGGGCGAGAUCUUGUUCGAGAAUGUCUUGAAAAAGAACCUGCAGACAAAACUGAUGAUGACAUUGAACAAUUACUGGAGUUUAUGCACCAGCUCCCUGCUUUUGCAAACAUGACCAUGAGUGUAAGGAGAGAACUCUGCUCAGUGAUGAUUUUUGAAGUGGUAGAGCAGGCUGGAGCUAUUAUUCUUGAAGAUGGACAAGAGCUUGACUCAUGGUAUGUUAUUUUAAAUGGCACUGUAGAAAUCAGCCAUUCAGAUGGAAAAGUUGAAAAUCUCUUUAUGGGAAAUAGUUUUGGAAUUACUCCCACUCUGGAUAAGCAGUACAUGCAUGGAGUUGUUAGGACUAAAGUAGAUGAUUGCCAGUUUGUCUGCAUAGCCCAGCAGGAUUAUUGGAGAAUUUUAAAUCAUGUGGAAAAAAAUACCCAUAAAGUUGAAGAAGAGGGAGAAAUUGUUAUGGUGCAUGAGCACCGUGAACUAGAUCGGAGUGGAACCAGGAAAGGACACAUUGUAAUCAAGGCAACACCUGAGCGUCUCAUCAUGCAUUUAAUAGAAGAACAUUCCAUUGUGGACCCAACUUACAUAGAAGAUUUUCUAUUAACUUAUAGGACAUUUCUUGAAAGUCCUUUGGAUGUUGGGAUCAAACUAUUGGAAUGGUUUAGAAUUGACAGUUUAAGAGAUAAGGUAACACGGAUUGUUUUAUUAUGGGUAAAUAAUCAUUUUAAUGAUUUUGAAGGUGAUCCUGCUAUGACUCGAUUUCUGGAGGAAUUUGAAAAAAAUCUGGAAGAUACAAAAAUGAAUGGUCAUCUCCGGUUAUUGAAUAUUGCAUGUGCUGCAAAGGCUAAGUGGAGACAAGUUGUGCUGCAAAAAGCCUCCCGGGAGUCCCCUCUGCAUUUCAGUCUUAAUGGAGGAAGUGAGAAGGGAUUUGGUAUUUUUGUUGAAGGAGUAGAACCUAAUAGCAAAGCUGCUGAUGCAGGACUGAAACGUGGUGAUCAGAUAAUGGAAGUAAAUGGACAAAACUUCGAGAAUAUUACAUUUGUGAAGGCCGUUGAAAUUUUGAGGAAUAAUACUCAUCUUGCACUUACUGUAAAGACCAACAUUUUUGUGUUCAAAGAGUUACUUAGUAGGACUGAACAAGAAAAAUCUGGUGUUCCUCACAUUCCAAAAAUUGCUGAAAAAAAAAGUAAUCGCCAUUCAAUCCAGGAUGUACCAGGAGAUAUUGAGCAGGCACCACAGGAGAAAGGAAAUAAGAAAGUAAAAGCAAAUACUGUUUCAGGUGGAAGAAACAAAAUCAGGAAAAUUUUGGAUAAAACACGAUUUAGUAUCUUGCCUCCCAAACUAUUUAGUGAUGGAGGCCUGAGCCAAUCACAAGACGACAGCAUUGUGGGAACAAGACACUGUAGACACAGUCUGGCUAUAAUGCCCAUUCCUGGAACACUGUCAUCUAGCAGCCCGGAUCUUCUUCAGCCUACUACCAGCAUGUUGGAUUUUUCCAAUCCUUCAGAUAUUCCUGAUCAAGUUAUAAGAGUUUUUAAAGCAGAUCAACAAAGUUGCUACAUUAUCAUCAGUAAAGACUCUACAGCUAAAGAAGUUGUUUGUCAUGCUGUUCAUGAAUUUGGUUUGACUGGUGCAUCUGACACAUAUUCUCUCUGUGAAGUUUCUGUUACUCCUGAGGGUGUCAUAAAACAGAGAAGACUCCCGGACCAAUUUUCCAAAUUAGCUGAUAGAAUUCAGCUCAAUGGAAGGUAUUAUUUAAAAAAUAACAUGGAAACAGAGACCUUAUGUUCAGAUGAAGAUGCUCAAGAACUAGUUAAGGAAAGCCAGCUAUCCAUGCUGCAGCUCAGUACCGUGGAGCUGGCCACUCAGCUGUCAAUGAGGGACUUUGAUUUGUUUCGUAAUAUUGAGCCUACCGAAUACAUUGAUGACCUUUUUAAGUUAAAUUCCAAAACAGGAAAUACUCACUUGAAAGAGUUUGAGAACAUUGUAAACCAAGAGACAUUCUGGGUUGCCUCAGAGGUCUUAACCGAAUCGAAUCAGCUUAAACGAAUGAAGAUUAUUAAGCAUUUUAUUAAAAUUGCACUUCAUUGUCGAGAAUGUAAGAACUUCAAUUCCAUGUUUGCAAUAAUAAGUGGCUUGAACCUGGCAUCUGUAGCACGACUCAAAGGUACUUGGGAAAAGUUACCAAGCAAGUAUGAGAAACACCUGCAAGAUCUGCAAGACCUUUUUGAUCCAUCUAGAAACAUGGCCAAGUAUAGAAAUAUUCUUAGUAGUCAAAGCAUGCAGCCUCCAAUUAUUCCACUCUUCCCCGUUGUCAAGAAAGAUAUGACAUUUCUACAUGAAGGAAAUGACUCCAAAGUAGAUGGUUUAGUAAAUUUUGAGAAGCUAAGAAUGAUUGCCAAGGAAAUCCGUCAAGUUGUUAGGAUGACUUCUGCUAACAUGGACCCAGCUAUGAUGUUCCGACAGAGCCCCUUGUUGUGGUCUCCAUAUUCUUACAGGUCGUUGAGUCAAGGCAGUACAAACUCAAACAUGCUAGAUGUUCAGGGGGGUGCUCACAAAAAAAGAGCACGCCGUAGCUCUCUGCUUAACGCUAAGAAGCUAUAUGAGGACGCCCAGAUGGCAAGGAAGGUGAAGCAGUAUCUUUCCAGUCUGGAUGUGGAGACAGAUGAGGAGAAGUUCCAAAUGAUGUCAUUGCAGUUGGAGCCUGCGUAUGGUACCUUGACCAAGAAUUUAACUGAAAAAAGAUUAGCCAAAUCAUCAGAAAUGUCUCCAGCGCCUCUGAGGUCAGCUGGCCAAACAGCUAAAGCCCAUCUACAUCAGCCCCACAGAGUAAGCCAGGUGCUUCAAGUGCCAGCUGUUAAUUUGCACCCCGCCAGGAAGAAGGGGCAAUCAAGAGACCCUGUCACAUUGAGUACAAGUUCACCUCAGAAAGUUUUAGGAACAACUGAAGAAAUGAGUGGUAAGAAACAUUCGGAAGACACUGUUUCCAUGACAUCAUCCUUACAUUCCAGUCCUCCUGGAUCUCCUCAAGGUUCCCCACGCAAAGGUUAUACACUUAUACCAUCAGCUAAAUUGGACAACUUGUCUGACUCCAGCCAUAGUGAGAUUUCUUCACGGUCCAGCAUUGUGAGCAAUUGUUCUGUUGACUCCAUGUCUGCAGCUCUGCAGGACGAACGGUGUUCCUCCCAGGUUGCGGCAGUCCCUGAAUCCACCGGGCUGUUGGAAAGGACAGAGCACUCCUCAGGGACAGGAGACCAUAGUCAGCUUGGCCCCGGGUGGACACUCUCAAAGCCAUCUCCAAUCAAGAGUUUAGCUGUCUCAUCUUCUAUGAGCAAUGAAGAGAUUUCUCAUGAGCACAUCAUUAUAGAAGCAGGCGAUAGUGGUCGUGGAAGUUGGACUUCCUGCUCAAGCAGUUCCCAUGACAACUUCCAAAGCCUUCCAAACACAAAAGGCUGGGAUUUCCUGAACUCCUAUCGACAUACCCAUUUGGAUGGCCCCAUUGCUGAAGUUGAACCCACUGACUGUGAGCCCUAUUCCUGUCCUAAAAGCUGCUCCAGAACUUGUGGUCAGUGUAAAGGAAGCCUAGAGACUAACCAGAUGAGACAGAGUUGGGCCUCCUCCAGUUCUCUUUCUGACACGUACGAACCAAAUUAUGGGACAGUUAAGCGGAGGGUGUUGGAGAGCACCGCCACUGAGUCGUCUGAAGGCUUGGACCCCAAGGAUGGCGCUGACCCAGUUUAUAAAACUAUUACUUCAAGUACAGAAAAGGGCUUGAUUGUGUACUGUGUCACCUCACCCAAGAAGGAGGAUAGGUAUAGGGAGCCACCUCCUACUCCUCCAGGAUACAUGGGGAUUUCUUUAGCGGACCUAAAGGAAGGACCCUACCUACACCUAAAACCUCCAGAUUACAGUGUGGCAGUGCAGAGGUCAAAGAUGAUGCAUAACAGCCUGUCUAGACUGCCAUCAGCUCCUCUCAGUAGCAACCCCAUGGCCUGUGUUCCAUCGAAGAUUGUAACUCAGCCUCAGAGGCGUAGUUUGCAGCCAUCCCAUCCUAAACUAGCAGAUGUGACUGAUGCAGAUAGCGAAGCAGACGAAAAUGAACAGGUGUCAGCAGUCUAGCCUUUGGAGGCUCAUUUGACGCCUGAAAAGUCCUGGAGGAAGGAGUGGGCAGAGCCACCUCAUGGUUCCACCGGCCAGCAGAUAGCACGCUGCCGCUGCUGCUGCCGCAACCAGAGGUUCCAUUCCCCAUCCUCUGAGCCGCGAUGAGCCUGCGCCUGCCUCCUCUCAUUCAUCCCUGCAGAUGCGCCGUCUCCGCAGCGAUGGAGGUCGUGCCUGGAUACGUCUUCACUUUGCACACCAGACCUGCCUUGGGACCAAGUUACUAGAACAAAUCCAGACUCGGAGUCCUCCUCAUGUAUUAUAAUAUAUCACUAUAGGUUUUCCUUUAACAAGUUAUUUUUAACACGUUAAGCGCCAAGCCUGUUUUGUCUUGUUUUCCGUUUAGCCCGCGAUAUCCGAUUUCACCGAUGUGCUGGCAGCACCAGUGACUGACCAGUCCAGACGGAAAGUAUAGUGUCAGUCACCGGUGACUGGCAUGGUGCUUAACGUGUGAAAAUAGUCGUGGUAGUAUUUUCAAGCCAUAGCUUGGGCUAACAGACAAAUUCAAAAUGUCUGCCAAUAUGGAGGAUAGUCUUGUGUGUUUGAAAAGUAACUUAUUAUUUGAAGUUUUUGUGGGUUUUGUAUUUGGAAGCUCUCAUUCGCUGAUGUUUGUUUGAGACCAUAAAACUGUCUCUGGUCUGACCAGACAGAAGUCGCCUUUAUAGGGUGAUAUGCUUGAUCUGUACAGAACUUUGAGUAUCUAGCACCAGUGCACGUCAGGGCUCAGCCUGAGUGGAAUUGGAUGCCGGUUGCAGUUGAGGCAUAGGAAGAAAAAUACUCAUAUGCUGGUCUCCAUUUGGAAGACCGAAUGAACUGCCACAGGGUUUCUUACCAGUCCUUUGGGGAAGGGAGAGGCAAUCCUAAUUUCCAAUGAAUGAAAUGUUUAUGUGAAAUAAUGUAUACCGAGUCUUUUUGAACUUAAAGUCAUGCUGCAUCUAAUUAAAAGUAUAAAUCCAGUAAAUAGAGAAUGGGUUCUAGAGCAUUCUACUCCAUAGAAACCCAAAACUAAAAGUUUCUCAACUCGAAUAUGGAGUUCUUUUUUAAAGGCUGUGUCAUCCUGGUGGUGGGACCCUGAGGAUGAACUUAGCUCUGGGCAGUGCUUUGCCACACCCUCCCCAUGGCACAGGUUGGGACCCGCUGAUCUCCCAGCUGCCUGCAGUAAAGCUCAUUAGCUCAUGAAGGUAUAUACAGUGGGGCCUUGACUUAUGAGUUUAAUUCGUUCCGAGACCCGAGACCGAGCUCGUUAAGGAGCUCGUUAACUCAAAUUACUCUGUCAACUCAAUGCAAAAAAUCAGCCAAGAGACAGCUGGUAUCUCAAAAAACUCGUUAGUCGGGACACUCAUAAGUCAAGGCCCCACUGUAAUUGGUAGAAAUUUCUGUGAAGGAAACAGGCACUAGAAUUAUGGAAAUGAAUGAUCUCUCUCUUCCCAUUCUAGCCUAAGACAGAAAGGAAAUAUAUUUUUUAAUAGCCCGCUGGGCAUGGCACUCCUAGGUAUUUAAGUUUUAAUGAUUGUUUAGUGGACAAGCUAGCCUUUCCACAUUUUUACAAAUAAAAUAUAAUGUGUUCUCUAUCUUACAUUUAAAUUUUUAAAUUUGUUUUUUAGUGUAAAGGCAAAUGAGAACUUAAUAAACUUCUGUGGCUACCAAAAAAAAAAAAAAAAAAAAAAAAAAAACCAAAGCCAUUGACGUGCACUACCCAGAUCCGCUUGGAGCCAAAUGGGUUUACCUCUGUGUGCUGGUCCACACGCACAUGUAGAGAGUUUAGUGUUUGUGACUUCCUUUCAGUGUGUGCCCGUUGUUCCCAGCCGUGCGUCCCUGUCUCUGUCCCUGCGUUCUGCCUCUCCCCUGCAGUUUAAAAUCAUAAGUCAGUUCCAAGUGUAAAUAGCAGUAGUCCAUCUUUUCCAUCUAAGCCAGUGGUUCUCAACCUUCCUAAUGCCGCGACCCUUUAAUACAGUUCCUCAUGUUGUGGUGACCCCCAACCAUAAAAUUAUUUUCACUGCUACUUCAUAACUGUAAUUUUGCUACUGUUAUGAAUUGUAAUGUAAAUAUCUGAUAUGCAGGAUGUAUUUUCAUUGUUCGCGACCCACAGGUCGAGAACCGCUGCAAGCAAUGUUUCUUCAUUUUAGGAAAGACAGCAUGUCUGAAAAGUUCCCCUGGGCAAAAUAAUGUUAAUCUGAAACAUAAGCCUUAGAAAUGAACCCCAGGUAUGUUAGAAUGAGGCUAAUUGGCACCAUAGCUUUCUGGGUCCAUUGAAAUGGAAAGUAGCCCAGACCAAAAUCCUGGUUUGAAAGUCACACUGUUGUGAUUUGACCUGUAAACAGACAUUCUCUGAUCAGAUAUUUCCUCCACUGAUUUGCUUCAUUGUUUUCAUGUCCAAAGUGAAAUAUAUUUUUGCUAUAACCAUCUUUUCAUCAGGUUUGGGUAUUCUCACAUUUUACAUUCAUUACCCUGGGAAAAUGUGCCCUUUGCACAUUGUCUGUUUAUUUAGCGGGUCUUGCAAUCCAGUGGGAGCUUUACACACCUUUGUCCUGGUGUCAGUAACAUCUUGCACAGAGAGUUGGAGGCUUGUGGUUUUGUUCUUGCACCUUGUAGCUGCCUUUGUUUCAUCGAAGCUUCAACUGUGUUUGGAUCAGCUGAUCACAUUGAUCAGGAACUAAAGCCAAAUGCUUUGUAGUGUGAUAUGAAUGUAUCCCUUAAAAAAUCAUGGAGUUUUGAUUUUUACAUUUUAUUUUAGGAUACAUUCCUGCCUUCUCGUCAUAUGACAAGAACAAGAGAAGCCUUAACCUGUAUUUGAUUCAAUUCUAAAUCCCCAUUUGCUUUUUAUUUUAUUUUAUAAAUUUAUAACUUUAUAAUAAAGAGACUCAUGCCUUCAUCCCACCACAAUUCUGAAUUUGCCAGGACUAAUAACUAAAGCAGUAAAUCCAUGGUGCAAACUUUUGCCAAAUUAGUUUCAGCAUAGGCUCUUCGUGAAGAAAGAUUUGCAGAAUUAGUAAAUCCAAUACAUACUUCCAUAAAAGUUGAUUGUAAUUAAUAGAUUUUUGCUCCCUCCAAAUGAUUACUUUCAGAAUGAUUUUAGGGAGAGAAAGCCUUAAGCGGUUUUUCAUAAGGGUGAUAAGUCAUGUUGUCACAUCUGCGUAGCCUCCCGGAGGGCCUCCAGGCUGGACGGUGGCAGUGAUCCAGGGGGGUAAACCCAAACAAACCUAAUUUUUAUAAAGUGUUUUCUUCCCGGCAGAAGAACGGGAGGACGUUUCCUUGUGUAUUUAAAACAAGGAUUGUUAUUCUGGUAUAUUUUAAAUUUCUAAAAAAUUAGAUACUCAAGUAUGUGUCAUUUUAGAAUUACCUUAAAAGCUAGAACAAAUGGAGAAAUAAGUCUUCAGAGAAGUGUCACGGGACAUUUUCAGAUUUAAACUUGGACCCCAGUUCAUAUUUAGCUUUCGUUGUGCUUUUUAAAGGCUUUUUUAUUUUUUAUACACAGAAUGCAGUUGUGCUUGAUCUUUCAAAAAUGAAACAUGAACUUCAGCAAGAGACAAAAACAAAACUGCACAGUCAUAAUAGUCUAAUAGCAAUUAUACUGCACAAUUCAGUGAUUGUCAAGUUUCCUGUACCAAGCAAUGUUUGUCUCCUAUUUUGAUACCUCCUAAACUUAUGUCUUUUAGAAAGACGGUGCCUCUGUAUGCUUUUUGUAUUUUUACUGAGUGUAAAUAUUUGUUAUAUUUUUGGUUAAGAGAAUGUAAAAGUACCAUUUAUUAUCAUAUCUACUAAUACAUUGGUGAAAUCAAUAAUCUA